Frieseomelitta varia is the source of this 2406-nucleotide messenger RNA. Its product is annotated as lachesin-like. Gene Ontology annotation, cellular component: neuron projection. The record is from RefSeq and is a predicted model, not a curated record. NCBI's taxonomy places the organism in Eukaryota, Metazoa, Arthropoda, Insecta, Hymenoptera, Apidae. The coding region runs from base 50 to 739 and encodes 229 amino acids. The transcript is spliced from 5 exons.
CCUGUACGAUGGCGAGCAAUUAAACUUGACGAGGAUCACGCGCAAUGAAAUGGGCGCGUAUCUGUGCAUCGCGACCAAUGGCGUGCCGCCAACAGUCAGCAAGAGAAUCACCGUCGACGUCGAAUUCUCGCCGAUGAUCUUCGUGCCGAAUCAGCUGGUCGGCGCGCCACCUGGCACCAACGUCACCAUCGACUGCCACACGGAGGCCUAUCCACGAGCGAUGAGCUACUGGUUCCUCGGCGACGAGAUGAUACUGUCCAACGAGAAGUACACGACCAACAUCAUGGAGAACAGUUACAGAGCGUACAUGAGACUGACCAUUAGAAAUCUGCAGGACGGUGACUUCGGCAACUAUCGUUGCAUCAGCAAGAACUCGUUAGGCGAGACGGAGGGCUCGAUCAGGUUGUACGCAAUUCCGAAGCCGUCCGCGGCACCGAAGGCCACGGAGAUCAAGAGCAGCGCCAACAAAGAAGGACGACCGAGCACGCCGUCACCAGCAAAAAGGCCGACCACCGUGUGGCCAUCCUCGUACAACACGUACUAUACGAAAAGGACAGAGAGGCCACCUCCCCCGAGCGAGGAGAGGGUCGAGAGGCCAGAGCAGAAGCUACGUGGUGGCCAGAGCACAGGGAGCGCGUACAUCAUAAGAUGGAGCGCGCCGCAGCUGAUGGUGGUGGCGGUGCAGUAUAUCCUCACGGGGCCCUACAUGCCCCCGUACGUGCCCCAGACGGCGAAUUAGGAGAUGGAUCACGAUACCCACGUGGCCCGUGUUUAUCCAGGACGUUCUGUCGCGCCCUGAGUCUGUGUCUGAAUCCUUCGGAAUCACCAUCUAUUUCCACGGAGAAGAGCCGCGCUCGAGAGCAUCGCGCGUGCACCUUCGAAACGUUUUUUCUUUUCUUUUUUUUUUUUCUCUACUUAUUUAUUUAUUUAUUUCGCGUGAUUUGCUUCAUCUCGACGUAAUUUAGCAGAUAAUGUAACAAUCGAGCGGCUUUGUCUCUCGGAGAAAUCACGCGUCACGCGUCAGGGGAGGCAUUCAUAAAGGCGAUUCACUCGCGAAAGAAACGAAACAGUACGUUUGGCUAAUAUUCGCGAUUAGACCGAAUAGCGAUUGAUGGAAUGCAUUAGCGGGAACAGACGAAAUUAUUUGUCAACCAAGUUCUAUACCUUUAAUUGGAUUGUUAAUCGCAAUCGAAUAUUAAUUGGGAUAAUUGAAUCAUGUAUCGGCUGCCGCUGGAUUACCGGCUUAAUUAGCGUCGGAUAUUUAUUGUGAGGUGAAUUAUCUUGGUAAAUUAUUUGUCGGAAGUAAUGACGUAUGAACGGGGAACGAACCGCUCCUAGAGCAAUAUGACGCUGCACCGCGGACCUGUAGUUAAUCGACGCAAUUAGAGGGAAAUUUAUUACGGCGGUGCUCGUGUCGGUGUCUUUUCGCGUUUGAAUUUUUUCGUUGCGUUUUUCGACCGUGUUGUUUCACCGUGAUGAAUUCACGGCUUGAAUGCCAGUUGGCGUGCAAUUUUCGCGACUCUGUGUAAUUGUGUUUGUCGAAUACUUCGAGCGUCGUGAUAGAAAAUUUUAAUAGAAAUCGACGAACGCUCACCACUUUGGUAGUUCAACAAGUAAAGUCGGGUAAAGCUCGAUGACAGCUCGAUCGAUGAAAACUCUUCCUUCUCCCACGAUCGAAACCUACUUGAAAUUUUCAAACAAGAUUGUAAACUCAGAGCGAGAUAAUCGGUCGAUGAAACAAGUCGAAAAAAAAGAAAGGAGACACGCACACCCGGGGGUUACCACGUAGCGCGAUAAAUUCCGAAAACAAUCAAACUCGGCGAGGCUUGGUCGCUCUGAAAAUGACAAAUCUGUCCUGCGAGAGUACACACUUGGAAAAGGUGAACAGAACGAAACUCUAGACUCUCCUCGCGAUGCGCCAAUACUCCCCGUUUCGAAUGGUCGCUCUUUCUAAAGAGUGCGUGCGAUAUAUAUGUAUAUAUAUAUCGUCAAUUAACGUGAUACCGUCGCUUCAGUCGCUUCGGUUGUUCGACAGUUUGAAUCUCGCGGAUCGCGAAGAACAAAUCGAGGUCGCGAUCGGAAACAAAACGUCCCCGAAGACGCUUGGGGGAGAUACGUGAGUAGUUUGCGUAGGAAAGUCGCUGAAUGGAAUCUCCGGGAGGCCCGGAGACUUUUUCAAGCCCGGCCAGGAAAUGGCAUUCAAGUAGACAGCCCUCGAGGGAGUGAAGGGAGGGAAUUUGAUUAAUGCCUCGGCACGUGAAAAAUGGCGCUCGCGAAAUCACGAAGGUUGGCAGGAGCGUAACGACGGUUUUCGCGUUAUUUAAAAAAAAAAAAACGGUCGCCACCGGAGAAUCCAAUUAUCGAAACGGUUCGUUGGAUCGUUGCACGACGGUGGAAACUUCGCCU